AUGAUUGGACCAGAUAGACUCAAGAAAAAGGCCGUUAGUCUGGCUUGUACUGUUUGUAAGAAACGAAAAUUGAAAUGUGAUGGGAAUACUCCAUGUGGUAGGUGCAAUAAGCUAAAGACGCCCGAAAAAUGUAGCUAUUGUACUGAUAGAAGAAAAGAUAAGAGAAAGAUCCAAAACGGCUCGAGGGUUUUCGUGUUUAAGAAUCAAAAUAUCAGUAACGAGAACAAAUUUUUGGAAAGAAACGAAGAACGUAGUGAAGAUCUUCUUUCCGAUAAGACUAGAAUAGAAACAGCAGAACUGGAGCCAGAUAUACCAGAAUUUGGAACAACUGGGAUUUCGGCUGCUGAUACAGGUAUAUGGGACAAUUCUCUUCCAGCAGAUUUUAACUUUAAUGAUUUCAGUACUGAAGGUGCAGAUAUUGAUGACUUUUUGAAACUACUGGGAGAUAGUUUCUUUCCAAUGAGGCAAGAAGGCACAUCAUACUCUCCAUGUGCCACAGACUCCAACAUUCUUACUAGUGGUGUAACUGGAGUGACUGAGAGUGAAAACUAUACUAUCAAUCGAUCUCAUUUGAUCAAUAUCCUUUUUGAGGACGAGUCUCACGCUCCACCAGGAAUAUCGAAAAAACAUCUUCUUGAUUUGGAACUCCGAUACGGAGAUUUAGAAUCUAUAGAAGGAAGCAGUGAUGAAAAGUUUCUGCUUGCAACCUCAUUGUGCCUUGGGUCGUUAACUAUCCGAAAGAGGGAGUUACUAAAUCAAUCGAGCUCCGAUGAUUAUCCUCUUUUAUCAGAGAAUGGUAUCCCAACAUUGACGGCAGAUGCUUAUAACUAUUAUACUUUUGCAAAGGCGUUAAUCCCCGAUCUGCUGCCUUCUCCCACAAUCGAUGGAUUUUGUGGUCUUGUCCUAAUGGCUAAUUUUAUGACUAUGAUGAUAUCUUUAGAAGGUCAACUAUAUUUGAGUAUAAAUGCUUUGCAGAUCGCGGUUGCUUUGAACUUAACCAAUGGAGAAAAAUGCAAAGAAUUACUUGAAUUAAAUGCCGACGGAGUUGGUUUGAUUUUACUAUUCUGGAAUAUUUGGUGUUCGUCUUGCAUGUUAACAACUUUCCACGGAAGAAGACCUUUUAUUACUCUAGAAGAUAUCACGACGCCUUUACCUUGUGAACUGAAACUCGACAAUAAAAGAUCCGAACUUUCAAUACAAUUCAUGCAAUUAAGAAUUCAGUUAGCUGCAAUACAAGGCAAGAUUUUCAAGCAACUGUACAUUUCGGGUCCGACAAAUAAGGACCAGUUUGUAAGGUUGCAAAAUGAGCUUGAAGAAGUUUCAAUUCAAAUUAAUAGGUUGAAAAGCUGUCCCGUAUUCGAAGAACGUCUUUUCUAUAGAAGUCGGGUGUUAAUGUUAGAGCUAUCGAGUUUUAAAGCUCAGACGUCUUUUCUAUUAUAUCACCCGUACCUAAUUUGUGCAAAGUCCUUAGAAGCAGUGAAUGCUGCAAAAUCAAUAAUUCAUGAAAUCUGGAGUCAUUACACAAAACAGUUUCCCAAAAAUGAAAAAGAAAUCAUAGAACAUUUGGAUUGGAAUUUCUGUUAUCCUUUCAGGACUGCAUCACUGACGUUAUGCGUUUCAUGUGUUAUACUUCUAAGAUAUACGCAAGCUAUAAAAUUUCUGGAAGAUAGUGAUUUGUUCGAAUAUGUUUUAGCAAUAGAGAUAUUACAAGAUUUAAUCCAAUUACUCCCGAUUGAACAAAAGCUUAUUGAUUUAAUUAAAGCUUCAAGUGAACCAAAAGGUACUACAAUAGGCUCGAACACUGAUGGUUUCGUUGAGUUUUGGGGAUGUAUGCUUGAUUGGAACUCAUCUUAA
Molecule: messenger RNA, 1854 nt
Organism: Saccharomyces eubayanus
Lineage: Eukaryota; Fungi; Ascomycota; Saccharomycetes; Saccharomycetales; Saccharomycetaceae
Gene: PUL4
Product: Pul4p
Exons: 1
Coding region: 1-1854 (617 amino acids)
Biological process (GO): DNA-templated transcription; regulation of DNA-templated transcription
Molecular function (GO): DNA binding; zinc ion binding; DNA-binding transcription factor activity, RNA polymerase II-specific
Source: RefSeq, a predicted model, not a curated record